Molecule: messenger RNA, 2367 nt
Organism: Contarinia nasturtii (swede midge)
Lineage: Eukaryota; Metazoa; Arthropoda; Insecta; Diptera; Cecidomyiidae
Gene: S6KL
Product: serine/threonine-protein kinase S6KL
Exons: 9
Coding region: 803-2260 (485 amino acids)
Biological process (GO): protein phosphorylation
Molecular function (GO): ATP binding; protein serine/threonine kinase activity
Source: RefSeq, a predicted model, not a curated record
AAAAUUAUAAAAAUAGACAGGAAAAACCGAGAUCCAAACAGUUAAAGCAAGUUUACUUCAAGUUGUGUAUUGUGUUCUGUCCCAAAAUAUCGACUGAAAAAAAUUGAACGCAAUAAUUGGUGUUGGCACGUGCGAAAAGUGAAACUAGAAAGUAGUAUGUUCAGUGUCAAAAACGUUUCAUGUGACAUAAUAUUUUUGUUUCAAUCGCUCACAUCAGUCAAUAGAGAGAAACAUCAAACUCAACACCAACAAAAUAUUUCGUCAGACACAAAAGAAAAAGACAUUAUUCAACGAUAUUUUUUUCCUUAUUCCACAGUUAUUUGAAAUUUGGUGGAAAUAAUAUCGAAUAGAAAGAACUAAAAACUUUGAAAAAGGAACGAAAAAAAUUGCCCAAAAAGAAAGAAAAGAAAAGAAAAACACAUAAAUAGAUUUUAAGUGUACAGAAUAUUCAAUGAAGUAUUUGUAAAUUGUUAGUUUGUUUUACUUUUGUAAAUUUUCUCUCUCUUCAUCAUCUGAAUUUAAUUUGUUGAUGCGAACGCUUGUGUCUGCUUCGCUUAGUUUAUUUAGUACUACGACAUUUUUUUUUUUCAUUUCAAAGGAAAAAGUGUUUUCAAACGUGAUAGAAACAAGUAAAUUAAUAUAGGUUCCAAACCAGAUAUAGUAAAUAAGCGUGAAUUGGUUAUGGAAGAAUAUUAAUCCAUACGUAAAAAAAGCCAUCCAUGAGUCUUUCGAGAGAAAUGAAAAAAAUUGCAGUUGUAUUUACUGCGUCAAUAACAAACGAAAACGUCAUUUUAUAAAUUUCAUGGGCAAUUCGAUUAGUCGAAGUGCAAAUCAAUCAGCACACGAAAAUCAACCAAAUACAAAUUCAAAUCGCAUUCGAUUCUCCGAGUCAUUGUCGUCAUUAUCGAAUUUCACAAACAAAUAUCGCUUCGGAUCACGUAGAUCGUACUCGCUGUCAACCAUUGAUCCAAUUUUCAAUCAACAUCAAGAACAAACAACAACACGACCAUUACCAAAAUCAUCAUCGCAUCAGCGUUUUGCACGAAGUUUGGCCAUUUUGAAUCGUAACGCAUCGAAUUUGAUUAGUCGCAGUCACAGUCAUCUAGUGAAUUUAUCAAGAUCAUUACCACACGUUGCUUUGCCCCGAUUUUUAACCAGAUCAACAUCGACACUAUCGCCGGAGGAGUUAGCCUUUUCAAGUCGAAGCAUUUGGCCGACGCCAACGAUUGUACUACUAUUUUCACCGCAAUUUAAGCGUAUCAAUCUCGCUUAUCUGCAUGAAAAGUACGAAUUUCAUGGAAUAAUUGCAUCUGGGGCAUUUGGAACUGUCGUUCGUUGCAUCGAUCGCAAUGAAAAGAAAGAAUAUGCACUAAAAGUUCUCGAAAAAUCUCAGAUCAUCAGAGAUAAAGCAGUGCGUCAAUUAAAGAAUGAAGUGGACAUCCAAAGCGUUUGCGGCCACAAUACGUUCAUUGUUAAGUUGAUAUCAUUUUGGCAAUCACACCGAGAAAUUUAUUUGCUGUCCGAAUACAUUGGUGGCGGCGAAUUGUUUGAUACGAUUCGUAAAUUUCCCUACAAAUUGAUACAAUUGUAUGUGGCCGAAAUAGCGUUGGCUCUUGACUUCCUACAUAACGCCGGCGUAAUUUAUCGCGAUUUAAAGUCCGAGAAUAUUCUUCUUGACGACAAAUUUCACAUCAAAUUGACCGAUUUUGGGCUGAGUAAAUUUUUAAAAAUUGGACAAAGCACUAACACAAUCUGCGGAACGCUACAGUACAUGGCGCCGGAAAUUAUUUUGGGAAUUCGCAGCGGAAAUUUUGUUACCUAUGAUCAUUCGGUAGACUGGUAUGCGCUGGGAGUAGUCGCGUGUCGAAUGCUUACAAAUCAGUUUCCCGAAGUAAUUGAAGCAGAAAUGGUGACAAGCACAUCGAACCCCACUUCCAUUUAUGAUUGUACCGAUAAUGCCCGUGCAAAUACCGACGGCGAUUAUCAGAUGCCCAUAUCGCCAACAUUACCAAUUUUGAAAUCCGAAUGCAAUGACCAUAAAUUCAAUGAAGGAUCUGUUCGUUUGCCUGUUGAGUGUUCAGCAUUGCCGUCGGAUGGUCGUGAUUUGUUGUUGCGUUUGUUGGCAUAUCGCCCAGAGCAUCGUAUACGGUCAAUAUUCGCAUUACAGCGUAUUGCAUUUUUCAUGGGAUUCAAUUUUGAUGAUGCAAAAAAGAAAAAGAUAAACCCACUCGAUCUAAUGGAUUCCACGGAAAUAAUUUGAGAGUGCCGUAUGGUGCCGUACUAGAAUUAUAAAUUAAAUGUUUCACAAGAUAUUAUUUUAGUUGAAUCCGUCCACUUUUUCAAUGGCUUUUAUUCCAGUGUUUCAAU